Pelobates cultripes (western spadefoot toad) is the source of this 8088-nucleotide messenger RNA. Lineage: Eukaryota; Metazoa; Chordata; Amphibia; Anura; Pelobatidae. The record is from the annotation of a GenBank genome assembly.
GUCGUCCUUUAAGGGAUUGACAUAUACAGGGCACAUCAGUACUCCCAAAAGCAACGAGUUUUCUCGAUAGUUGGCUAGAACGAGCAUUUGUUCCUCCCCUCGGAACUACGUCACCGCGCGUGCAUCGUGAAAGGUGAGAGGAGACGUAAUCACUUCCUUUCUUUUCGGGGCGGCCAUUGAGCUGGAUUGAGUGAGUACAUAGGGCUGCGGUCUCAAUCACUUGCAAUCUGCAUCGGUGGUGUUUUAGAAUUCUUGUUUCGUUCGGAAUUAUUAUAGAGCGAGUGCUGAGCUAUCAUUUUAGGCAAAUAUUUUUGUUUAGAAUGUUAAUUGUUACUGUAAAAAAUAUCUCUCUAAUGAGGCCGCUUUCGUUCCUAUUGUAUAUCGGCGUGUCCGGAUAGUCCGGCUUAAUCAGUGCUAGUAAUGCAAUGUGUAAUCUCUACAUAGUUUUCGAGUUUUAUCUCAAGUAUGAGACUCUUUCCUUUUAUUACAAAUGCAAUGUCUAGCAUAAUUUAAUGCGAUUUCCUUAAGUCGCCUCGUUCACUUUAGAGGUGGUUAUGACACGGGUGUAAUAUUAUGUAAUAAUGCGUUGAUAGUUUAUGCUUUUCUGUCUUGGUGCAUUAUCAACGUGUAAGAAGUCUGAAUGUAAAUAAAUACUAAUGGUUCAAUAUUAACUCUCCUCAGCAUAUCUUAUGCUAAAUAAAAUUGGUAAAGCUAAAUAUACCAUGUGACUUUAUUUAUUUUAGUGAGUUUUUAUAACCCUGUUCUAUGUGUUUUUCAUGGCUCUAGGAACAUUUUAGGACUUAUGAAUGAAUUGACAAAAUACCGGUUAUAGCCAGAUUUGACAAUGUUUUAGAUUCAAGGUAGUUGAAUUGCCUAGUUAUGUUUUUAUUCCUUUGAGUGUGCCUUAAACUGAUAUUUAUUUGCAGCAAUGGGCAAGUUUAUGAAACCCGGUAAGGUUGUCCUUGUCUUGGCUGGACGCUAUGCAGGACGUAAAGCUGUCAUCGUCAAGGUUUGUUGGUGUUUUUUUUUAUUCUUUUUACUUGCAUGUUUUUGUUGUGUUGAGAACACUUAAACGGGCAUAGACGGUAAAAACCAUGACCACGUUAAUUACUUGAUUUGGUAAUGGGGCACGUAGUAACUAUUUAAAGGGAAGAGGAGUUUGAGAAUUCUGCUGGAGGCAACUUUAGGGUUAAACCGUUAGAAAAGUUGAGGUAAGAGUACCUCCGGGGGCCUCCUGACACCUUAACUUUACGUAAAGUAGUUUUGGUGCCUAGAGAGUGCCUUUUAAUAAUUAUAUUCACAGUUAAUUAACAUUGGGUUGAAAAUUGAAGAAUUUCAUGUAGGCCGUGUCAGUCGCAGCCAGGGGAACUACAUAGGUCUUUGCUAGCACCCCAUUCUAACCAUUACAGACUUCCUAAUGUAGCGCAAAGAAGCAGCUCUAGGCAAUUGCCUGCUUCUUUAGUUUAUAUCAAGAGAUAAACUGCUAGGAAGUAAAAUGAUAGGUUUUCUGACAGCCAGGUGGUGUACCAAGGUUUUAACUUAUAAACGUGCCAAUUUGUAUCACAAUCUGAACUUUUUGGACAAAAAACACUCUUCACACACAGCGCGUCAGCAUAGUAUUUUUUGGAAGAGGUUCUCAGUGGAACACAGGUCAUGUUUUGAAGUUGUAUUGGUGCAAGGGCUCUAUGUAUGCAGUGAUGCUUAAUGUUGAUACCUGAGUAGUAACUCCACCUCGGUUUGCUUUCAUUAAUUAGUGUUAAUGUGCUAAUGUGAAUUUUGUACAUGUUCUAUGCUCAAACGUCUAGUUGAUCCUUUCCACAAAUGAAAGGCUGUAUGGUCUUCUGCAGUUCCUGCAGAAUUUAUGCUGCUUUUGGUUUAAAAUUAAAAGCUAUCUUCCCUCGCCGACGUCGGCUCCUGAGUGGAGCAGAAUGUGCAUGCGCAGCAAGAGCCGCGCGCAUUCCAGCAAUCCGUAGGAAAGCAUUUCUCAAUGUUUUCCUAUGGACAUUGUGCACACUGGGUGCGAAUUUUGCAUCCUGCGUCGCAGAAAUGCCUUUAGCGGCUGUCAGGAAGACGCACUAGAGGUUGGAUUAACCCUGCUAUGUAAACAAAGCAGUUUGUCUGAAACUAUGUUUACAUGUGAAGUGUUAAAAACCUGAGGGACCUGGCACCCAGACAACUUCAUUGAGCUGAAGUGGUGUUCUGGGUGACUAUAUAGUGUCCCUUUAACAAUACUGAUUAAUUUGAGCAAGAAGUAUGUGUUUAGUUUAAGAGUGUUAAUUUCAAUGAUAAUCAGCACUUUUACAAAGUAACAUAUCCCUGUCUGCAGGCAGCUUGUCCUGUUUCUUCCUGCUAGUUUAGUUCUCAUGGGACCGGUAAUUACCCAGAGCACUGAACUUGCAAAGACUAGAAAUCCAUAGAGGUCAAAAGUAUUUUUUAAAAAAAACAAAAUUUUAAGAAACACUCAUUCCUACCUUGGAUCUGCCAGGUUAAAGUCACCGUCUGACAGCUGUGAGCUAAGCCCAGCAGUGCAGGUCUUCUCAUGGGCUGAGCGAGAUUCAUUCACAUACCUCAGUGCAAGAUUUAGCCCAGGAGAACAAAAGAAAGUUAAGAUAAGUCAAGCUGUCAACAAACGUUUUAUCAAUUUACAUAGUGGUAGGGCACUCCUGGCACCAGGAGCUAUGGUGCUUUGAGUGUUCCUUUUCCCACAGAUGGCAUGCAGAGUCCUGUCUGUCAGCUUGUGAGGUUGCCACAUUGUGAUAAGCUUGCUUGGGUGCUUCAAUGGACCACAGAUUACUUGUUUUUCAAUUUACUGCUGGACGUUAUGGAGUGUAGCAACAGCCAAUCGGUGAUAUAUCGAAGUUCCCUCUUGCUGAGAGAAUGGGGGUGCAGAGAAUAAAGGCAUGAAAGGGAGUUAUGAAGAGAAAUGAAAAGGCAUGGGGCAGGGGAAGAAGGGACAUGGGGAAAAUCCUAAUUAAUGUCCCAGUGAUGCUGUCUGUGUUGGCUGACGAAAAAUAAAGCUGUAUAAUUGAUCAUAUAGCCUCCACGUGCGCUCUUCCACGUUUUGGAUGUAUACCAUGGGAGCAGUUUGCUGGACGUGCCUAUGACUCACUGUAACCUCUUUUAUUGUCUUGUGUUAAGGGAUUUUUCUAAAAUAGUUUAUUUGUAUUGUUGGCACUUCAAGAUAAAUCUUUGUUUUCGUGUUAGUUUGGGCACUCAAGCUCACAGGUUCACUAUCAGUGCUUUAAACGUUUAUGAAAGUGGGGAAUUUCAGAUUGUAUAGUCAUAGAAAGACUGCUAGGUAAGAGGGGAAGGCCUUGCAGUAGCUACUAGGGAUCGCCCGUUUAUUGGUCUGGGUGAUAUUCUGUAUUUUCAGCAAUAUCAGUAUCUGCCAAUAAAGAUACCAGACCAGGGCCACCAUCAGGGUCAUGAGGGACCCAACAUACUCUUUCCUCCCCAACAGUUCACUUCAGCUUCCCAGCUCAAAUCUUGCGAGUCCCGCAUCCGUCAGAGCAUUGCCACGGGUUACCAUGGCAAGGCGGCGUGCAGGCUGCGAGUGUUGGACAGAGGAGCUGCUGGGAAGGUAAGUAUGCUGGGCCUCCUCUGCACAAUCAAUGCCAUAUCCCUCCUCCCUGGCAAGGUAAGAAGCAGAGAGGGGGGACUAAAACAAAACUUUAAAAAAUUAAAUAUUUAUAAUAAAAAUGCCCCCCCCCCCUUUUUUUACACACUUAACAUACCUACACAAACUCACACACACUGCAUCCACUACACACACAAAUAUUCUUGAAAACAUAAAUUAUGACUGGCAUGUGUAUUUUGUGCAUUUACCAUAAUAAAAAAAAUGGCAAAAAAUAAACAUGUUCAGUUACCACUAGAUUUGUGUAGAAAGUUUUUGUUUUGGUUUUUUUAAAUGGUAAGUGUACACAAAAAAAAUCACUAUUGGUCGAUCCAUAGUAGCUACACAAGAUCUUACUCCAUCAUAAUGAUAAAGCAGCACUUUACAAUUCUAGAAAGGGGAAAAAAGUGAUGGAUAGGGAGGGAGGGGGAGGGGUAUUUAUGUUCUCUAAAGUCAAAAUUUCACAUUUCCCUCAUAGAAAACAUGCAAGACAAAUUGUAGGCAUAUAUUUUAUUUUUACACUAGUCUUCUAGUAGCAAUAGCUGUUUAACACCUUUUAAGGGGCAGGCCUGGGUUGCCUACUUUUCAAAAUUGUAUGGCAUGAGUCAUUUUCAUUCUUGGGCUUCCAUGAUGUCUGAAAAUCUGGCAAAUUUCAAUGUGCAGAAACCGAAAUGAGCAAGACCCUGUAACUUUCUAAAAUACCAUGAGAGCAGUACAUGGGGGUACUGUUGUACUCGUGAGACAUUACCAAACAAAUAUCGGUGUUUUAGAGCAGUAAAAUGUAUAUAAUACCUAUUGUACAGCGCUAUGGAAUUUGCUGGCACUAUAUAAAUAUGUAAUGAUUAUGGUGAAAGGUCAGUUUGUUUAUGAAAAAUGCAACAACAAAAAAGUGAAAGCUAACUUUGUCCAGCUUCUGUCUAAGUGGCUACUAAAAGACUGGACAUACCCCAUUUUCAAUGCUUAGAUAUAUAAAUAUUGUGAAAUUAAAACCUUGUUUCUCCUGAGCAAAAUGUGUGGGUGCACUUAAUAUGAAAGAUAAAUUACCUCUGUCCUUAGGGGGUAAAUAUCAAUUUUUAAAUAAAAUGUUAGUGCUAUACUCAUGGAAUAAAGAGUAUUGCAUAUUUUCUAAUAUACAGUUUUAAUUCUUUCAGAACAUUGAUGAUGGCACUUCAGAACGUCAGUACAGCCACGCCUUGGUUGCUGGCAUUGACCGCUAUCCUCGCAAAGUGACUGCCACCAUGGGAAAAAAGAGGAUAGCAAAAAGGUCAAAGAUAAAGUCUUUUGUGAAGGUAUACAACUACAACCAUCUCAUGCCAACCAGGUAAGUGAUUCUCAAUAUUUUUAUUUUAUUUUGAGAUCUAAUUAAAUGUUGGAUUGUAACUAAAUGUUAUUUAUAAGGGAAAUAUUUAAAAACCUUUGAUUAUGUUUAAGCACCAUGACCACUUUAAUCAGGAGGAAAAACACAGGAAAGGAUUGCCUCAAGGAAGGUCUGAUGUGCUUGCCAUGCAUUCGCACUAAGUCUCCCUAUUGGGUCUCCACCAUGAACCAUGACUCUUUGAGGACCAUGACUCUUUGCAGAGUGACAGCAGCCAUCUAUUUAGCCUUAAUUUAGUGUCCUAGAAUAUGGCAAUACCACGUUUGGGAGCUAUCUAUUAAUCGGCUCCCUGACUUGGUUCCCCUAAAUGAUUCCAUUUAAGGAACGCAAGUUGGGAGUCACCUUACUAAUGACUGAAAGAUCAACAUUAAAGGGAAACUCCAGGCAUCAAAACAAGUUAAGCGUAAAAUAAAACCAAUAAGCUCAAAAUACUUGUAGUCAGUGGUGUAUUUAGCCCAAAGCAAACUAGGCAUUUGCCUUGGGCAGCACUAACCUGCGGGCGGCAAAAAAAUGCUGCACCCAAACGCCCACUUGGGAAUCCCCGGUGUUCUCCCUGUCUUGGGGGGUGGGUCCAAGAGCUGGCCCCAAUAAGGUAAACAGCAGGCCAGCAUCAGACUGCCCGCGGGGGAGAAGAGCAGGGAGAUAACAGCCCCCUUGCCGUCUCUGAUUCUAACAGCCGCGCACCUUACAGCAGCCCCACUAGACCUCCAACGACAGGUAAGAAGGCUGGUUGAAAAAAAUUAAAGUAUUGUAUUAAUAGUGAGUGUAUGUGUCAAAUCAAUGAGUCUGUUUGACUAUCAGUGUUUGUCUGUCAUUCGAUGAGUCAGAUCAGUGAGUCUGUCUGCUAGUGACGUCUGUGUGUUUGUCAUUGAGCAUGUGUGACGGUCAGUGAAUGUGUGCUUAAAGGGAUUCUAUAGGCACCCAGACCACUUCAGUGUCUCACUCCCCUUUUAGCCCUGCAAGUUUAAUUAUUGCAGUUUCUUUGCGCAUAUGACCUUCCCAUAGGAAAGCAUUGAAUCAAUUCUUUCCUAUACGGAAAAAUCGGACGCUGGAUCUCAUCAUAUAUAAACAUAUGACACUAUACCUAAUGUCGUGAGGGACUGUUUGUGUGUGAUGUGGUUUGUAAGUUCAAGUGUCUGAAUGCUGAGUACUCCAAGGAGGCUUAAGCAGGCAUUAUGAGCCAAGCCCAGUAAGGAGUGUCAUUACUGAUUCUCAGAGAUUCAUUGGAGCAUGACCAUUGGACAGUCUGGCUGAAAUCCAGAAGGCAAACUGGGAACAUGUAUCACCUAUAUGGUUCCUUAAAGAAACAGGCCUCUAAAUUAUUUUUUGAAAAAUAAUUGAUAUUUCAGCUUGCUAUCUGCUAAAAAAAAAAAAAACCUCAUCCUCGCUGGUUAACUCAUAUAUACUUUCACAUUGGUUUGAAGGACUGCUAUAGACACCCAGACAACUUCAAGUUACAACUCCCACCUUCAGUCUUUGUUCCUGUUCUUUCCCUAUAGGACCAUCUUAGUAAUUUCAGGACUAAAAAUGUUUUAUUUUAUGGCUUACCUGAGGACAGUCUUUUCCUCUGGCCUGUUGGGAGUUCAGUUUCUCUCCCUUGGUGGAAGUCUCCAGUACACGGCCUUGCGCAAAGGUGACCCCCUGGAGAAAUGACUUUAGUGACCGGAGUUUCUAACUAGCUGUGACCUGAGGUAGCAAUAUUAUGCCAUCACCCGAUUUACUGCAGCGACACAAGGAGCAGGCUGGGCAUGCACAUACAGAGCAUAUGAAUUUAAUUGCUGUGAUCCAAGUUAUAGCAAGAUCUCUCCCUCCUUCCUACAGCAUACGUGUAAUAUUCCCUAACCUUUAUCUAUCUCGGGUCACGCUUUAAGCAACAGCUGACCUGCUGAAUAUCUGUAUCAUUUUUAAACUGCUUCUGUCUUACUUCCCAUUAAUAUGGUAUGUUAUUUUUUUCCCCUCUUCAGGUACUCUGUUGAUAUUCCCCUUGACAAGGCUGUUGUGAACAAAGAUGUUUUCAGAGACCCAGCUCUAAAACGUAAAGCCAGACGAGAGGCUAAAGUCAAAUUUGAGGAAAGGUUGGUAUUGUGAAUGUCUAGUACAUCUGAUUUAAAAUAAAAGCAUGACAUUUUUCAUGUGAAAACAUUUCCUUUUGCUAAAUAAAUGCAAAUUAUAAUUUAUUUUUUUUUAACACCAGAGCUCCUUAGUAGCCCCAUCAUCUGAACAUUCUUUAGUCUCUUGUCUCACCCCUUCCUUGCUAAAACUAGUCUAAACAAGGGAGUUUAUUCCAGUCAGUUCCUUCUCAGUAGUUGUGGCUUUUUUGUGUUUUAGUUUCUCAUUUAAUUGAUUGCUGUCAGUGUAAAUAUUUCUAAAAUUUGCCUCAAUUUUAUUAUUUGGGUAAGCAUUUCAAAUGAUUUAAUAAUUUGAAAAAGUAUACACAAAUAUGUAAAUAUCUUGUAAGAGUAACUUCAAGAGGCCUAAUGUGUGGGUUUUACUUUUUCUUUUCUAUUUUAUGUAUGUAAAUUUUGUUAAAUCAAUCCCAGAAAAUGAGAAUCUUUAUGGAAUACUCAUUUUGACUGUGUUGGCGUUGCACUGAAAUUCUACUUUGAAAAACUACUUUGUCUAUGUAUAUUUCUUCCUGGGUGGAGCUACAGAAUUAAUCCUGGAGGGUUUUGCGGGAUCCUCCACAAACCUCAAGGCUGUACUCUCGCGCAUGCACGAGAGUACAGCAGUGACAUUAGCUCCUGGUACUUAAGUGCAGACAGAGGAAGAUGGCAAUACCUGCAAGCAACAGGUUUAUGUAACAAAAUCAACUUUGCCAGCAAUGUUACUGUCUGGGAGGGGUUCUUUGUGAAUGAUGCUUCAACAUGGGCUUCUUUCCUAAUCUAGUGUUUCAUCAACCUUCUCUGUCUAGUAUGUAACAUUUUUUAUUUAAUUUUUCUUUACAGAUACAAGACCGGCAAAAACAAGUGGUUUUUCCAAAAGCUGCGGUUCUAAAUCUUUCAUUUUCAAUUGGUUGCAUCAUUAAAGUUUAUCAAUAAAAAAAAAAAACCACUUGUCGCUUUUUUUUUCUCUCCCCACAGGGCUCUUAAAGAAAUGUGAC